AUGUCAUUAUCUACAUCAUGUAAAUCAUGUCGUCGUCCUAAUUGUCGUCAAUCAGGAUGUACUUGCAGUCAAAUAGUACUUACACGUUCAUCACUUAAUCGUGAUUUACUUACAUUAAAAUCUCAAUCAUAUUUUUCGGAUUUUAUAAUACAAGUUGGUGAAUGUAUAUAUCCUGUUCAUCGAUCUAUACUUGCUGCUCGAUCAAAUGUUUUUCUUACUAUGUUUCAACAAAAAGAUACAACUGAAAUGACUUCAUCCAUACUUAUUUUAAAUAAUUAUAAUUCAUCAUCUAUUGAUUUAUUUCUUCAAUAUCUCUAUUCCGACACAUGUAUAUUUACUGAUGAUAAAAAAGCUGAAGAUAUACUUGAAUUAGCUGAUAAAUAUAAUGUUGAAAGUUUAAAAAACUUAGCUGAAGAUUAUUUUAUUUUAAAUAAAGAUAAUUGUCUUCGAUUAUUAAUACUUGCCGAUCAACAUACAGCGACACGAUUAAAAGACUCAGCAUUAAAAUAUAUUAAUAAUAAUUUAGCACAAAUAUUUUCUGAAACAACAGGUACAGCGGAUUGGACAACAUUUCGACAAACAUAUCCAAAUUUAAUUGCUGAUCUCUAUGAAAAAGCUCUUAAUUUACACUCUAUAUUAUUACUCAAACGAUGA
This is a messenger RNA of Adineta steineri, 654 nucleotides long. Lineage: Eukaryota; Metazoa; Rotifera; Eurotatoria; Adinetida; Adinetidae. The record is from the annotation of a GenBank genome assembly.